Molecule: messenger RNA, 1362 nt
Organism: Hymenoscyphus albidus
Lineage: Eukaryota; Fungi; Ascomycota; Leotiomycetes; Helotiales; Helotiaceae
Source: the annotation of a GenBank genome assembly
CAACAAACAUCUCCAGACCUUCCAAUUCUGCCUUCAAAACUCAUAUCAAAACCAGCCUCACAUCCGUCCUGGAGGCCUCAAUACACAUCCGCCGCAGAAGAUGUCAACCCCCAAUUCCGGCGCCUCAACCACCAACCCACGCUUCACACCCCAAGCCAAAACCGCCGAAGACCUGCUCGCAAACCAAACCGUCGGUCUGGUAAACCUCUCCGACUUCCGCAAACGACGCGCGGAGGCAAUCGAGCAGAAAGAGCGCGAUGCCCACGAUCGAGUCUUAAACGUGCCCAGUAGCGGGACCGCGACACCCGAUGGGUGAGUACCUACCUCUCUCUCUCGCCCCCGAGACAAGGAGAGAGUCAAUUGAGAGAGAAUGGGACUAAUGGCCCUAGUACAGUGCGUCUACACCGCGAGAACCAGCUUUGAAGAAGAAGAAACGCAAGGUUGGGACACCGAAGCUUUCCUUUGGGGUGGAGGGUGAGGAGGGGGAGAGUGGGGAUAAUGCUACGACGGGACCUGGGUCUGCGACUACGACGAGGGAGAAUACACCGAGUACGGGGAAGGAAAGUGGAGGGAAGAAGUCGAAGUUUGGGGUUAAUGCUUCGGUAGCUAUUGCUCCUAAGGUGUUGACGAAAUCUGCACUGUUGAGGGAAGCGCAGACGAGGGAGACGUUGAGGAAGGAGUUUUUGGGGAUCCAAGAGGCGGUCAAGGGUACGGAUAUCAAUAUCCCCUUUGUGUUCUACGAUGGGACGAAUAUACCAGGUGGAGUGUGCAAAGUCAGGAAGGGGGAUUAUGUCUGGCUCUUUCUGGAUAGAAGUCGAAAGGUCGGAGCGGAGAUGGGAGUUGGAGAGAAAGGCACGAACACGAAUAAACAGUGGGCAAGAAUCGGGGUGGACGAUCUGAUGAUGGUUCGAGGUGGUAUUAUUAUUCCUCAUGUAAGUCUAAUCUCUAUACCCAAGAUGCCGUCGAGGGGAAACGCUAAUUCAUGCCUAAUAGCAUUACGACUUCUACUACUUCAUAAUAAACCACACUCUCGGUCCCAAUAACCAAAUCCUCUUCAAGUACUCCACCGAACCUCCAGCAAUAUCUUCUCUGCCCAAAGAACCUGACUCUAUAAACCUCGACACAUAUAACCCACUCUCCGUUCCCUCUGCGAAACCAAAGGUGAAGGAGAUUGUUGUUGAUAACAAGGACAUCGAAGGCAGUAAUGACGAUCCCACCUUCACGAAAGUAGUCGAUCGUCGGUGGUACGAGCGUAACAAACACAUCUAUCCCGCAAGCGUAUGGCAAGAAUUCGACCCGGAGAAGGACUACCAAAAAGAGGUGAAGCGGGAUGCUGGCGGAAACGCGUUUUUCUUUUCCUGA